AUGAGAGUCCUGCAGUCGGUCCUCGCCGGUGUCUUCCUGACCCUCCUGCUCUGUCUCCCCAAACUCGGUCAUGGAGAAUCCUACUUUGGGGACAGCUUCUGCAGUGUACAAGUCGUCCAGGACAUUCGCACAUUUGAGCUGUCACUACAGCUCAAGACGAGUCGGCGAAGCGGGCUUCUGCUCCUGGCUGCUGGAUUACAGGACUACCUUUUCCUUGAACUUCUAAAUGGGAAAAUACAGGCACGAAUGAACCUUGGGGCUGGUGAGAUCAUGCUGAUGUCCUCUGAAGGAGUGCAGCUGAAUAACCUUCUCUCCCACAAAGUUUCAUUAACUUGGAAAGAUGGCAAGCUCACCAUGAAAAUUGAUGAACUCAUCCCAAUAUAUGUCCCUGUGAGCGAUGGGGAUGAACUAAACAUCGAUAUGGGCAUUUGGUUUGGAGGAACUGGAGACCUCGAUGCUCCCUAUAUCAGCAAUGCUAUUCCCCCCUUUCGUGGCUGUAUCACUGACAUUAAAUUUGAAUCCCAUCAGUUCAAUAUUCUGACCUCACCAUAUAAGCAGUGCCACGACACAAAGGAGUCCUGCAGUUCUGAAUUUGAGGCCGGAGAUGGGGAGGCAACAAGUUUUAGCACUCCUGAUUCCUUUGUAUCUUUCCCCACAUGGAGUGAAGUUUCUGGUGCUCCAAGGACUUUGGAGUUCCUGAUGAAAACCACCAUAGAAGAUGCUUUACUGAUUUUCCACCCAGGCCGAGAAAAAGAUUUUAUUGCUAUUGGUCUUGUGAAAGGCCAUCUUAAAGGUAUACUUGACCUCGGGGGUGGUAUGGAAGUACUUGAGAAUAAACAGGUUCAGCUGGAUGAUGACCAGUGGCACAGAGUUAAGGUUCAUGUCAGUCAGGACUCAUUUGCUCUUAUUGUAGACAGCCAGUCAUCUCCUCUUCCUCUUGACUCAGCCCAAAAACUGGAUUUGGUUGGAAAUCUGUAUGUAGGAGGGAUCCAGGGGAAAAUGAAAGAACUCUUCCGUGAGAGCGGGUCCUUGAGUCGUUAUGAGGAUGACAUGACAUCUGAAUCUUUCAUUGGAUGCUUAGGGGAAAUCAAGGUAAAUCAAAGAGAUAGAAGCCUUCAGGAUGCUCUGGUGACCAAAGAUGUUCAUGUAAAAUGCGAAGGAGAAGACUACGACUACUCAACUUAUUAUGACCAAGACACAACAACAACUUCUCCACCUGUGCGCAUUCGAUAUGUUGAUGUUGCACAGAAUGAACAACACUGCACUCCAACAAACGACAUGCCUGAGAUAUUCAGAAAUGUAUCUACACUUCUCAUUGUCAGCCCUUUGCUUGUACCUGAAGGUGGAGAAGCUUUUCUUAAUAUCGACAACCUAAGCCCUGCAUUUGACCUCAGUGCUGCAAGAACACGUCAGUCUCAGAUCAUCUUUACUCUGAAGAGUGAUCCUUGGUAUGGCCUAGUUGAUAUGAACAUCAACACCAGACGCACACAGAAGUUCACUCUUCUGGAUGUUGUCAAUAAGAAAAUAAAGUACAUGCAUGAUGGAAAUGAAAGGUAUGUGGAUCAGAUCCAUCUGGAGGUAGUUGUUCAAAGUAAUGAAUACCUGCCAGAGUGUUUAAAAGCCCCUCAUGAAUACAUCCUCCCAGUGGAAAUCAUUCCUGUCAAUGACAUACCACAACUCAGUGGAGGAGAAAUCACCAUCACAGAAAAUGGCCGAACCCGUUUGAAUCCAAGUCUUAUCAAAAUCAUGGAUUCAGACUCCCGCUGCGAUGACAUAGUUGUAACUGUAACCUCUGAGCUUUCUAGGAAUGUUGGUUACUUGGAAAACAGUCAGCAACCAGAAAGAAGCAUCUCAGACUUUACGUGCAGAGAGUUGAAAGAUGGAGAUAUCUUUUUUGUACACAAUGGGGGUGGCACUGCUGAAAUUACCUUGAAAGUGUCUGAUGGACAGUCAGUAAGUCAGUCAACAACUUUUAGUCUGUUGGUGACACAGCCCCAUAUGACUAUCGUCACCAACACUGGCCUUAUUUUGCCUCAGGGAAGCAAUGCUUCGAUAGAUGUUCAGAAUCUGGCUAUUAUCGGUCAUCCACGCAAUGGAGAUAUUAUGUACAACGUCACACAACCUCUGAUGUUUGGAGAACUGAAAAUUAAGAGAAGUGAUGGCUCAUACAAGCAAGUUACAUCUUUUCACCAAUCCGAUCUUGAUCAACAACGUCUUAGGUACUUCAGCACAGACUCAAGUAAUCAGGAAGAUACUGUGGUGGAGCGGAUUCAAUUCAAUACUUAUCUGGGACAGUUUUCCCUUUCAAACAAUACUUUCUUAGUCAAGAUUACCCCUGCACACGUAAAAGUAUCUAACAUGGUAGUUUUGGAGAUGGAGGCUGAUGAGAAGCAAUUAAUUGGACUCACAGAUCUUCAGGCUGAAGUGAAAGGUAAAAAUCCAGAUCCACAAACAAUCAAAUACAUCCUCAUCAAGCCUCCAACACUUGGCGCUCUCCAGCUGUCAAACAAAGCGUUGGUUGAGGGCGACAUCUUCACCCAGAAAGACAUUAUGGACAAAACUGUUAGUUACAGGGUCCGGGUGCAAAGAACUGUGGAUAGUUCAGACCAGUUUCAGUUCAGAGUUUUUGCUGAUGACCAGUAUUCUCCUUUGUACACCUUUCCAAUCAGUAUCCUUGCCAGUGUAAAUGGUCCAGUUUUAACAAGCAAAAGGCUGGUUGUGUUGCAGGGUGGUGAGCAGACUCUGAACAAAAACUACCUUUGGCUGCAGUCUCCAAGUUCAUCAGAUUAUUUGUAUCAGGUCACACAGGAGCCGAAGCAUGGGCGACUCAUAAGGGAUUCACCACCUGGAAUGCCUAGAUUUGAGGGGGCAAUCAGACUUUUUAGUAAUGAGGACCUCCAGCUUGGCAGGCUGAUAUACAAGCACGAUGGCUCCAAGACAAGCAGUGAUGAGUUCCAUUUCUCUGCAACUGAUAAAGCUUCAGGUGAUCCGGAGACAAUGACUGGUGUCUUCAGAAUAUUGAUUAAAUCCAAGAAUGAGCAUCCCCCUGUUAGGAUUGUGGAUAAAGUCUUCAACGUGGUCCGCUACGGUCAGCGCCUGCUAACAAAGGAAGUUAUUCAGUUCAAGGAUGAUGACUCAGGCUUCAAUGACACACAAAUUGUCUACGCCAGAGAGGGAAUCCUCUCAGGUAAUAUUGUUUCUACUUCUAAUCCAUCGCAGCCCCUUUAUCGUUUUACACAAGCCGACUUGCGAGACAAGAACGUCCUGUUCAUUCAUCACGGAGCAGAUCGGGAACGCUUCUCACUCCAGGUGUCAGAUGGAUUCCAUAAGACCACUGUGCUGCUUCAGAUCCAGGCAGGUGAGCCCUACCUGCGAGUGGAGAACAACACAAUCAUUGUUAUUGACCAUGGAAGCACCAAGACACUUGACACCACCCUGUUAAGUGCGGACUCCAACAUGGACAUCAGAGAUGACAGUGAGAUCAUCUUCAAGGUUACAUCACCCCCCAGCGAAGGCAGGAUUAUUGUGAGUGGUAUUGAGGCUUCAGAGUUCACCCAGGAGGACUUGAAAAAGGGUGUAGUGUCAUAUGAACACAAAUAUGAGAGUCUGAGGUCCAAGGAUUCAUUCAGCUUCAUUGUUCAAGCAAAAGGACAUUCUGAAGAGGGCACAUUCAGGAUUAAAAUAUUCAAGCAAGGUUACUAUUCUGAGCCUGAGGUGAUAACCAAUGAGAUCAUCAUUUCUUAUGAGGGAGAGCACACCAUAAUCAGCAAGGACUAUCUCAAGGUGGAGCAAGCUGAUAUUCUAUCCACAGAAAUGGUGUUCACAAUUAAAGAACCUCCUCAGCUUGGUUAUGUGGUCAAGCUGACGAACCGUUCAGACACCAUGGCUACACCUGUCCUUGACCACAUCCACUCCUUCACCCAGGAGGACAUUAAUCAGGACCACAUCCUCUACGUGUCUGCAUCCAUCCAGGGCGAUGAUGUCUUCACAGUGGAUGUCAGUAAUGGCUUUACCACAGUGGAGAACCUGCAUGUCACUGUGAACAUCGUGCCUCGGCUCAUCCCAAUCCAGACCUUCAACUUUACUGUGAAGGAAGGCCUCAGCAGAUCAAUUAAUGCUGACAUUAUAAACAUCUCACAUCCUUUCUACAGCUUGGCAAUCAUUGAGUUUGUUGUGGAAAAGCCUCCGCAGCAUGGCGACAUUCGCUACCUGGAUGGUGAUGAACUUGCUUACUUUACAUGGGAUGAGAUGAAAAGUGGACAGAUCUUCUACAUGCAUGACAGCAGCGAGACCACGAAGGACAGUUUUACACUCUCUGCCUCAGCUUAUGAGCUUGAGCGCAGAAGCCUCCCCGUCACCAUCUCAGUUACUAUCAUACCUGUCAACGACGAGACUCCAAAACUGACACGCAACACCGGUCUGGAGGUUCUUGCCGGUGAGGAAGCUGAUAUCACUUCCAGCAUGCUGAGCACAGAGGAUGCUGAUACCCCCGCUGAAGAGCUGGUUUACCACAUUGAAAUGACAACCAAGGGGAUGGUGGCACUGAAAGAGGAGCCUGAGGAGGGCAUCCUGAAUUUCACACAGGCUCACAUAAACAGAGGAGAGGUCAUCUUUAUUCACCAGGGCGAGGAGGGAUCGAGUGGUUUCAUUUUUACUGUGACAGAUGGGGAGCACACGUCUCCUCUCCACCAGUUUGUCGUCACAGCCAGGCCUCUCACCAUCACCAUGGUAACAGAGGAGGAGCUUGUGGUGUUUCCAGGAACGAGACAGCCCAUUACAAGGACCAACCUAGGGGCUGAAACCAAUGAGGACGGGAAUGAGAUCACCUUCUCACUUAUCCGUCCACCUCGUUUGGGGAGACUCAUCCUGGCAAAUGACAGAAACCAGUAUGAGGAAAUUUACCAGUUCUCAGAAUCACAGCUGGAGUCGGGCAUGGUCUACUAUGAGCACCAGCUGCCUGCUGAGCCUUUCUGGGUGGUGCAGGACUCAAUGGAGUUCACUCUGUCAUCCCAGCCGGCCCCAGAUGUCCGUCACGUCCUGCCCAUCACCGUCUCUUAUUAUUCUGCUCACAGCAACAUCUCCUCACAGCUGUGGAGAAACAAAGGUCUGGAUAUUGUGCAGGGCCAGAGGAAGACCAUCGACAGUUCAAUUCUUGAUGCUUCCAAUCUUCUGGCAAGUCUUCCUGAAGCAAAAAGAGACAAUGUGGAUGUGGUUUUUGAUAUUAAGCGUUUCCCUGAACAUGGUCGCAUCACCCUGGGUGGUCAGGACCUGCCUCGUAAUACACCAUCCUUCAUGCAGGAAGAUGUAUCUCAAGGAAACCUGGAAUAUCUCCAUGAUGACUCAGGGGCAACCGCUGACAGCUUCUCUUUCAGGGCACGUCUAAAGUCGGAGGGUGCUGCUGUGCCCUCACCUGCUGAAUCUGUAGUCUUGGAAGAAGUCUUCCAUAUUUCAAUCAAACGGCGAGGCUCUGAGUCCCCUAAACUUGUUACUAUUGAUAUGCUCCUGGAGGUUCUUCAAGGUUCCAUGACCAUCUUGACUCAGAAAUAUCUUAACACUCAGGAUGAAGACAGUCCACCAGAUGAGGUGCACUUUAAGGUGAAAAAAGUACCCAGCAACGGUCAGCUGGUGGAUUCACUCACAAUGGAUCCCAUUUCCGAGUUCACACAAGAGAUGGUCAAUCGUGGGCAGGUGGGCUUCUACAGUGACGGCAGCCUCGCAAACGGCUUUGUUGAAUUCAUCUUGUCAGAUGGAGAACACCAAACGGAGCCAUACACACUUCACAUCAUCGUCCUAGCUCACACCCUUCUUCUCAACAAAGCCCCUGAGAUCAAGGUGAAGCAGGGUGAUGAUGAGACUCUGGUGACUGAAGAAAUGUUGAAGGCCACCACAGGGGGUCCUGUUGAGGAGGAGAUCCUUUACAAAAUCACAAGUGUUCCAAAAUAUGCAGCUGUCAUGGUAGACAGGCAGCCUACAUCUGCCUUCACCCAGAAACAAAUUAAAGAAGGAAGAGUCAGCGUCCGCUUUGUCAAGUCCACUUCACCUCGAGACAGUGUUUCAUUUGUGGCCCGCAGCCGUGCUGCUAAUGUCUCCUCUGUUCUCAAUAUCACUGUGCAGCCUCUGGCCAACAUUGCUCAGGAUCCUCUGUUACCCCAGGGUGCGCUUGUCCAACUGGACAGAAAGCUUCUGGAUGCAACUCCACUGGCCAAUAAAACCAGAACCUCCCCCACAUUCACAAUCAUCCAGCAGCCAAGAGGUGCUCGUUUUGUGAGGUCUGGGCGUCCUGGUGCAGGUCAGCCAGUAGACUCAUUCAGCCAGAAGGACCUGGAUGAAGGUCGUGUAGCAAUGGAAAUUUUAGAUAAUGGCUCUGGAUCCCGAGGUGAUGAUACUCAAGAUGAAGCUCGCUUUCUGCUCAAAGCCCAUGGAGUCCCGCCUGCAGAGUGCGUGCUGUCCUUCCAGACAGGUCCUUACAACUCAUCUGGAGUUUACCCUGCCAUUCUGCUGAGGAUUCCUUCCAAGGACAAUAAUGAGAUCCCUGGUGUGGCUGGGUCACCUCGUGGCACUCCACGUGGCCCAACCUGGAAGGGUAACAUGGACUGGCCAGGUGGAGAUGGCCUCACCACUGCAGCCCCUGGUUCUCGCUCCCACGGAAAACCACACGUUUCCCGUCGCAGCAGUUUCUGGUCUAUUCUUAUCCCCAUCCUGGUAAUCCUCAUCCUCUUGCUGCUGGCUGGCAUCUUGGCUUACUACUUGAUUCGUAAAAACAAGACAGGAAAACACAACGUCCAGACUGCAGCAUCCAAACCCAAAAACGGAGAGGUGGCUGGCACGGAAACCUUUCGCAAAACUGACCCGGCCAAUAACAUCCCAAUGUCCACCGUGGACUCAAAAGACACAGACCCCGAGUUGUUGCAGCACUGUCGGACAACAAACCCGGCCUUAAAAAAGAACCAAUACUGGGUUUGAAACACUUUGAGACACAGAGGGUUUAUGAUCAUCAUGUGUGUGGAAGCCUCUUCAAAUAAUUCGUCUCAGUCCUAAAGACCUCUUGCCUCAGCCGUUUAAAUGACACCCACUUUUAGUGACUUUUGUCAGCAUGACUAUGGACAAAAUCUCAGGCAAGUAAACACUGAACACCUAUUGGCAAAGAAAGAAGCAGUUUUGUUGUUGUUGUUUUGUUUUUUUUUUUUAUCUAAUGAGGCUUGUGCCAUGUCUAUUUAUUUCAGUUGUAUCAUUCCUCUUUGUCAACGGGCAAAAAUGAAGACAUGAACAUGCCAUGUGUUUGCAACAAAGUAUUUUGGACGUGCUCUGUUAUCUUAUUCAAUAUUUUGACUGCAAAUAUUAUUCAACUAAGUGGAUAGGUCAUUAAGCAUAUUGGUAAUAGUUUAUUUCAGUUUUUGGUUAAUCAGGAAAGUUGUUAAGCAUGUACAUAAGUGAUGAAUAUAUGUCAUCCAGAUGAGGACAAAUUGCCUCUUUAUGGUUAGUUUUAAAUUGUUUAAGGUCCCUUUUGUAUGUUGUUUCUAAGGGCUAAAGUCAGUAACAUUUUAAGAAUAUUUACACUCAGUGACAACAGAUAGCAAGAUGGAUACCACUCUCCUGUCUGUGUAUGUCUCAUUGCAACAUAUAGCUUUGAUUUUAAACGGAUAAUGUGUGGGAUUUUAUUGUUUUGUUUUUUUUAUUUUUUCCAGUACCAUUGUGUAAACAACCUAUGAGUAGUUAGUGUUUUACCUACAGCAGACAGCAAUCAACCUACUCCAAUUCUGGGAAUCAGAAGCAUCAAAGCCCAUACUAAAAGCUACCCAUACAUAGGGACCACUACAACAGCAGUUUUUUUUUUGUUUUUUUUUUCAUCUCAAACUUUUCUAAAAUUAAAAAGGUCAAAGCAGUUGCUGUAAAUGCUGUGUACAAAUCGUUCUAUACCAUUCCAUUUUUGCAUCAGUUUACUUGGUCACUUUUCCGUCCAGAUAACAUCCACUUUGCUUGGCACCAUUGUCGGCUCUGUGACUCCAUGCUCUCUCCUGUUGCUGAUUUGGUAGAUAUGACGACUCUGUGAGUUCAACCCUAAAAUGGCUUUGAGACAGCAAUAAUUAUCAUCACAAAGUACUACAAUGACUAGAAAAGUAAUUAAGUAUAAUGAUAUCUUACCUGACAGAUAUGUGAAUGGUUCUUUUCCUCAGUAACUGCCAAUCUUUUGUGACAGGAUUCAGUUGCAUCCUCAUCUGAAAGUGCAGCAACAGGAGUGUUGACAUCUAACUCUAGUGCAAGAAGCAGUUGUCCGUGACGAUCAAGGAAAAUCAGUGAAACUUCUAUAGUGACCAGGAUUUUGCUCUAAUGUAACAGCCUGGAAAGCGCAAAUAUUAGACAUCCUAUAGAUUGCUGCAAAAAGCAGUAAACUACCCAACAAAUCUGAUUCAGUUCCUGAUGGAUACCUGAUCUAUGCUAGGAUACAAGGCUGAGCCACAGUGCAUGCAGUGAUGUAAAGCAACAGGCAUGUUCUUUGUUCUUCAGUUGAGAAAAUAGUGACUAAGUAAACAACAAUCUAAUGCUAAAGUGGCUUGGUGAUAAAAGAUUUGUAUACAGUAUUUGCUUGAAAUGUGAGGAUGUCUUUCAGGUUUAGGUUCACUCUUACAGCUGCCCCCUUGUGUAUACCUUUUAGCUUUAGCACACCUGUUAGGACAGUUAUGACCACAUGUAAGACACUACUCAUAAGUACGCCACACAACCCCAUUAGAGAAUAAAACAAAAAAGAAUUUUAAAUUAAGCUAAAGGCUACUGUUUUCCUUCUUUUUAGCUUUUAUGCUAAGCUAACUUCAAUUUCAAAGCUAAGCUAAUGAAGUUAAGCUAAUGUUGUAACCCCAUACUGAAGGCACAGAUUUGAGUAUUCUUGAUCUAAGACUAUAACAAGUGAUUUAAUUUGACCCGCUUAAAAGGAAAGA
Molecule: messenger RNA, 8933 nt
Organism: Melanotaenia boesemani (Boeseman's rainbowfish)
Lineage: Eukaryota; Metazoa; Chordata; Actinopteri; Atheriniformes; Melanotaeniidae
Gene: cspg4
Product: chondroitin sulfate proteoglycan 4
Exons: 11
Coding region: 1-6963 (2320 amino acids)
Source: RefSeq, a predicted model, not a curated record